Messenger RNA from Entamoeba histolytica HM-1:IMSS, 1185 nucleotides. RefSeq lists its product as uncharacterized. NCBI's taxonomy places the organism in Eukaryota, Evosea, Mastigamoebida, Endamoebidae. The coding region runs from base 1 to 1185 and encodes 394 amino acids. The transcript has 3 exons. The record is from RefSeq and is a predicted model, not a curated record.
AUGAGUGCAGACUCCAGUGAUUCUAAUCACUCGUCUAAAUGUACAGAAGAAGUGUUUAAAGAAAGUACAUGGAAUAUUAUUCGUAAAAUAGUCAUGCUUCUAUUAUCAUGUAUAUUAUUAAUAGCUAGUUGUUUCUUUGCAUUUUUUGAAAGUAGAAGACAAGGGAAUGUCAUGAAUGCAGUAGAAGAAGUAUUAGAAGUAAGAAAACAACGAUUAAAUCUUCAUAAAAGAAGAUACGGUUCAUAUGGUUCAAUACGAUUUAAUUAUGAUGGAAUACCAAGAAGGAUGUAUUAUACUCCACCUCGACCAAAUAGAAAAGAAACAUUAAAUGAAAUGCAAACACAUAGAAAGAGAAAAAUGAUUAAUGAUGUAGAUGAAGAUUUAGAACGAUUGAAUAAUAAUCAAGCAUAUAUUAGAAGAGUAGUACCACCUGAAUUAUGGAAGAGAAUUGAAGAUGUUGCAUUUGAACCAAAUGUAGUAAGAAGAUAUGAAAAGUUGCAAGAUAUUCUAGUACCAGAAGCUAUUACUACUCAUUCAUCCAAAGAUUAUUAUCAUAAAAUUCAUAUUGGUGCAAGAACAAAUAGAAGUGAUAAUAAAGGUACCAUCUUUAAACCAUCUGAUUUUGAAAGAAGAGGAUUAUAUCAAUAUUUACAUAAACAACCUCAUUUUAAUAAAAUAGAAAGUGGGAAAGAGAAAUAUGAAAUGAUGAAGAAUGUUUAUAAUCAAUUAGAACGAUGGGGAACAAGUGAUGAUCGUACUGAUUAUGAAAAAGUAUUACUUAGAGUAUCACCUGAUGAUGAUAAAAUUAAUCAUUUUAAAACAAUAAAUGAAACAUUAAAUAUUAUAAUAAAUAAUCAAUUAUCUUCUUUCUUUGGUUUACUUUCUUCUUCUUUCUUUUUAUCUUUUAAUACAAAUUUAGUUUUGUAUUCUUUCUUUGGUACUUCUGGUGUCUUUACUUUUUUAAUCUGUGGUUUAUCCCACAUUAAGCCUUUCUUUCUGGCUAUUCUAUACACCAAGCUCCAAUAUGGCUUUUUUAAUCCUUUUAAUUCAUCUUCCUUGGUGUAUUCCUCAAUGGAGUUUACUAAUUUGAUCAUUGUGUCUAUGAGUUCAUCUGCAUCCAUAGAUACAAACUUACCCAUAGCAUGGUCAGCAAUCAUGUCUUUGAUGGUUGUCAUGUAUGAAUGA